AUGGAGGCAGGACGAAAUUAUGAUGAGUUUAUCGAGAACGCUCGAUUCAUCAUUAACGCGAGCAGAAGACUUUCCAAAGUGGAAAAAACUCUCCGAAAUAUUGACUCAGCCAACCGUGAAAUCAACAAGGAGAUCAACAAGAAGCAGAAGAAGUACUGGCAUCUAAUUGAUCUCAAAAACGAAAAAGAAGAUCAUCGAGUCCGACCAGUUGAUGUCGACGAAGAUCUUUGGCAACGAUUUCUUGCUUUUGAGGCGUUUGAGAGAGAAACGAAGCUUUCCAGCUUUAUUGCUAAAAAAAUUUGA
Oikopleura dioica is the source of this 303-nucleotide messenger RNA. The record is from the annotation of a GenBank genome assembly. NCBI's taxonomy places the organism in Eukaryota, Metazoa, Chordata, Appendicularia, Copelata, Oikopleuridae.